GUCGUCCCAUUGGAUGAUGGAGCACACAUUCGGAUUCGGGGUGGAGCAGCCCGAGCAGCCAAAAGGGAGGAAAAAAUGUGAAGGGUGAAAAAAAAAAGUUCCUUGCUGUGUAGACUCAUGCUCCUCCAGCCUUCUUAGUUUCCCAAAUGUUCAGUGCAGCAGUGCGCGCGCUCUCCGGUUCACCGUGGCGAACUGUGGCUUAAAAGGGACUUCCACGCGACACAGAGAGAAGAGAGAACUGUGAGAGAAUCGGAGCACAAGCUGAAGUUGUGACAGUUCGUGGGGGGAAGCAGUUUGGGAGGUUUUACUCAUUGCGCAGGAUGCAGGCGCGCUACUCCGUGUCCAGUCCCAACUCUUUGGGAGUCGUACCCUACAUCAGCAGCGACCAGAGCUACUACCGGGCCGGCGGUGGAUACACCGGAAUGCCGGCGCCUAUGAGCAUGUACUCACAUGCGGCCCACGACCAGUACCCGGCCAGCAUGGCCCGGGCGUACGGACCGUACACCCCUCAGCACCAGCCGAAGGACAUGGUCAAACCUCCUUACAGCUACAUCGCUCUCAUCACCAUGGCGAUCCAGAAUUCACCGGAGAAAAAGAUCACCCUGAACGGGAUUUAUCAGUUCAUCAUGGAGAGGUUCCCCUUCUACCGGGACAAUAAGCAGGGCUGGCAGAACAGCAUACGACACAAUCUGUCCCUCAACGAGUGCUUUGUCAAAGUGCCCCGGGACGAUAAGAAGCCCGGUAAGGGCAGCUACUGGACCUUGGACCCGGACUCCUACAACAUGUUUGAGAACGGCAGCUUCCUGCGGCGCAGAAGGAGGUUCAAAAAGAAAGACGUGCAGAGGGAGAAAGAAGACCGGGACAGGCAAGGCAAGGACCCCUCUGCGCGUAACGCCGGCCGGGAGCAGGACCCCCCGGGCCAGGGCUCUCAACCGGUGCGGAUUCAGGACAUUAAGACUGAGAACGGGACCUCCACGCCGCCUCAGGCCGCGUCCCCGACCCUGGGCGCCGUGCCCAAGAUUGAGAGCCCCGACAGCAGCAGCAGCAUGUCAACAGGCAGUCCGCACAGCGUCCCCUCCACCAGGUCACUCAGCAUGGAAGGACCCGAGCACCACCACCACGGCCAGGCCGCGGCGCAGGGCUUCAGCGUGGAUAACAUCAUGACCUCCUUGCGGGGGUCUCCGCAGGCCGAGCUUUCCCCACCUCUCAUCGCGUCCUCUCGGACCCCGUCACUGUCGCUCAACUACUCCCCUAACCAGACCUCCGCCUACAGCUCCACGACCUGCAACCAGAACGUCAUCUCCACGAGCUCCAACGCCACUUAUCAUUGCAACAUGCAAGCCAUGAGCCUGUACGCGGGGGACAGAUCCUCCGGUGGCCACCUGGUGCCAUCCACCACGGUGGAGGAGGCUCUGCCCGACUAUUGCAUCACCACGACCACCGCGUCCCCGCUCGGGCACGGAAACCUGAGCCAGGCGGGCCAGGACAGCCACCACUCGCACCAGGGCCGGCUCGCGUCCUGGUACGGGGACCUGAGCCACUUGAGCCCGGGUUACCCGGCGCAGCAGCAGAACUUCCACUCAGUGCGGGAGAUGUUUGAGUCCCAGCGGAUCGGGUUGAACGGCUCCCCGGUCAACGGGAAUAAUAGCUGUCAGAUGGCGUUCCCGUCCGGCCAGUCCAUCUACCGCACCUCAGGAGCUUUUGUUUAUGACUGCAGCAAGUUCUGAAAGCCAAAAUUCUCUUUUAAAUUAAUAACUCUAAUAUAUAUUUUCUAUAUUUUUUUGUACCUUUGGUCUUUCAUUCACACUCCGAAUGGACAUGAGAGAUUCAGAGACUUUUUUUUUCUUUGUCGAGAGCUGUGUAACACCAAAACACGUAGGAAGAGUUACCAGCAGCCUCCAUCAGGACCAGAGCCGCUCCGCAUCCAGGUCUGCGCGCACACGGCGCCCCAGAAAUGUGGAGACACGUUUGAGAGCGGGACUGUGGGACUCCUGGUCCAUUUCCUGACGAAUACAAGAGCGUAGUGUGCUCACAAAUAAGAAAACCCCUGGAAAGCCGGAGCGAGCAGAGAGGAGCCAGCCGACCUCUGCGCAACCUGGGCACCCUUGACGCGCGUACACACGCUCUCUCUCUUUAUCUCUGUCUCUCUUUCACACACACACACAAACGCACACAUAUUACCUACCUAACGCACAUGCCUGCAUUUUAAACCCGGAUAAGGAUUUGCUGCUUUCUCAUAUCUCCAUUCCUUAUCCUACAAGGAUAAAUUAACAGAAAACCACCAGUUCUAUUAGCGACCUGAGGCCUUCUUUAUCAUGUUUGGUGUAGCAACAGAAAGCAAAUACAUAAAGACAACACGUUAAAAGGUCAGUCUUUAUUGUACCAAAUGGUUCAUCUGUUCAUUUUAAUAAAAGAUAAAAUCGCCAUUCAUUGUAUUUAUUUAUAUAUUCCUCCAUGUCAUCCUCUGAAUGAAUCCAUUUCAACUUUGACACCUAAAUCGAUGAAAACAAAUACACAUAUAAAUAAACCCCUAAAACUUGCCCUCUAUUUAAAUUCUGACAUGAUCCGUGUUGAAAUGUAAAAACCAUAUAUGCUACAUAAUAAAACAAAAUCAAAACAACAUGAUAUCAUAAUACCAGAAAUAGACACUAGACACAAAGGCAGCGAAUGGUUUACACUAACAUCCUUAACAAAGAAGACACAAUUACUUCAUUUGGAAAAGUCAUAAAGGUCAAAAUAAAACAUGGUCCUUCCAUUGCAAGUCUCAGUGGCAGAACACUGGAGUGCUAAAAUAUUGGUGCCCUGCAUGGACUGACUGAUUUGGCCUCAGGCAUUUGGAUUUUUCUUCAUUAGCUCGAUGUCUGCGUCCACCAUCUCCUUCACCAGGUCCUGCAGAGGGACACAGACAGGUUUCUACAGAGUGCCAACAUGAAUGUCGGAAGGCUGAUACCUUUGAUGGCAAUGAUAGACAGAUAUAAAUCUCUAGAAAAACACUGUAGGUCCAGUGAUAGUAAAAAAUGAUUGUCUUUUUAGUGGUUUAAACUUGGCCUACUAUUAAAUAAGAACUCCCUGUGACACACAGUCAGAGCUGUAAUUCAGCUGAACAAAAACAAUAAAUUCAUGUGUAUUUGAGUAUUAGCAGUUGUAUGACUGGACAACAAUCCAUCAUUUAUUGACUGACUUUUGGCCAUAUUGUUAUGAUAUGAGCUCAGUUGAAAUGUGUCCACAGCACAGAGUUGAAAACUGUCAAGUACCAAAAACUGGCAUCAAAUGUCUGCUUUUUAAAUAAAAACGUUCACUAUUUUGUUGAAGUUCUUCCACAGCUGAUGUUCAGUAAACCUGCCUUCUUCUUCUUCUUAAUGAAAAAAUAAAGGUUUCAUUGACAAAUAUGUAAAAUCUUUUUUCUUUUUUUUCCUUUUGGUAUCGAUACUGAAACUCAACUCAACUCUUUUUUUCUGUAUGACCGUAUGAUACAUUGUGUGAGUAAUUUGCAAAAAUCUGUUUUCUAAAGUAGUGACUUUAAACAAUUCUUAUUUCAAAAUGUGGUCAAAAGUGACUUGAGGUUUUGUUUUACAUGUGAGAAAAGUUUCAGCUGAUUAAAUGCUGCAGGAAAAGUGUAUUUGAUUUUAACAUCAAGUGGAUUUUCAAAAAAAUAUAAACUUGCUUUUUUUAAAAAUAAAAAAUUCUAUUUUUGUA
Molecule: messenger RNA, 3696 nt
Organism: Stegastes partitus (bicolor damselfish)
Lineage: Eukaryota; Metazoa; Chordata; Actinopteri; Pomacentridae
Product: forkhead box C1-A
Exons: 2
Coding region: 321-1727 (468 amino acids)
Biological process (GO): cell differentiation; anatomical structure morphogenesis; regulation of transcription by RNA polymerase II
Molecular function (GO): RNA polymerase II cis-regulatory region sequence-specific DNA binding; DNA-binding transcription factor activity, RNA polymerase II-specific
Source: RefSeq, a predicted model, not a curated record